AUGAAAAAUGAAAUAAGGAAAAUUAAGCACGAUUAUGGCAUUGAAUACAUAUCAGAGAGAAGAGAAAAAAAAAGAGACGUUCUUCUGGUGAUACUAACAUUGACUGUAUAUUACCUUCAUUGUCUAUACUUGGGAUGCAAGAAGGGACAUGUUCUCCUUAACGAAUUUCAGAUCUUCCUGUUUAUUUUUUAUAUUUCUUUCAUCAUCAUAUACUUGAAUAAUCACCACCUUGAAAGGCUAUUAAUUGUAAGCAACAUUGGAAUACAACUAGAGAGAAACAGCUUGUUCCAACAUCAAUUAAAAUUUAUUUGUAUAAGUGACGUGAAAAACAUUUUUAUUAAUGAAGCUAUAUACAUAUUCGAGAUAUGUCCAUAUUUGUGUAUCACUCUGAGGAAUAAUAAACUCAUUGUUUUGUUCGAUAACUUCAACUUGGGGAUGAAAAAUCUCGUGAACAUAUACAGGGAUCUGAAAAGAGUUAUCGUUCCUAAUGGACACGAGAAGUUCAAAAGUGUGAAAGCAUUGCAUUUCCAAGAGGAGGAAAAAUACGGAAAUGGUGAAGAACAGAACUGCCCAGCGCCAAACUAUGUGAAUUCAACAUAUAAUAAUUCCUCAAGCGAAGAAGAAAAUAUUUUUAAACUCCUGAACUUUAAUUCAUGUGAAAAUUAUAAAAUGAAUAAUAAAAUUAGAGAAAGUAGAAAAAUAAAAGAGUUUGACAUAUAUAUAAGCAAAAAAUUAGCAUUGGACAUAAUGAAUAGUUGA
Messenger RNA from Plasmodium gonderi, 759 nucleotides. Its product is annotated as phosphatidylinositol N-acetylglucosaminyltransferase subunit H. Gene Ontology annotation, biological process: GPI anchor biosynthetic process. Gene Ontology annotation, cellular component: glycosylphosphatidylinositol-N-acetylglucosaminyltransferase (GPI-GnT) complex. The record is from RefSeq and is a predicted model, not a curated record. Lineage: Eukaryota; Apicomplexa; Aconoidasida; Haemosporida; Plasmodiidae. The coding region runs from base 1 to 759 and encodes 252 amino acids. The transcript has 5 exons.